AUGAGCUCUAAUUCUCAAAAAUUAUAAAAGCAAAAUAGCUAAUCUGAUAAUGAAAUCGAUGCACAUCAGAACAAGGCUAUAAAACAAGACUGUGUAUAGAUUUAAGCUAAAUCAAAAAAUAUACAAAAGAAAAAUCCAGAAUAAAUUAGAGCAAAAUAAGUUCAAAUUGAUUAGAUUUCUCAAUUCAAAUUUGAUAGUUCAUUGUAUUAUAAGAUGAAUUUAAGAGAAUAGACCAUUUACGAUUUUGAUUUUCUAAAAAUAGAUAAAGAUCUAUUGUCUAAUUAGACUUAAAUUCUAAUUGAGGAUAAGAAAUCGAAAAAAAAGUUUCUUAUAAAGCCAAUCCAAACUGAAAGUGAAAUAAUUCAAAAAUUAUUUUAAUUAAAUUCUAAAUUUAUCUUAACACCUCAAAACAUUUUCAGUCAUCAUGUCCAGACACAAAAAAUUGAUAAUCUUGCAAAGGAAAUAAAAAUAAUUCAUUUAAAGUUUCAACUACUUUUGUUUUAAUAUUGCAGCAAAUCGAUUCUGCAUUUUUCUCAUGAAUUGUCAAAUGCAAAACUAAAAAUAAUACUUGGCGAUUUAUUAUAAGCAUUGAUGUCAGCAAAGGAGAAUUAACUCGUAUUAGAUGAAAUAACUUUGGACUCCAUCUUGUAUUGCGAGGAAAAUAAUAAUUUCAAGCUCAAUGACUACGCCAACGCAACAAUUGGUGAUAACUAAAGUAAUGUAACCGAUUUAGGAAUGUGUUUCGCUCAACUCAUUCAAUAAAAGAAUUCAAGGCGGAGAUAUUAAAAUUUAUAAAUCAAUUUAAAUGAAUGGAAAUUGAAUAAUAAAGAUGACCCAUUUACAAGUAUUACCUUACAAAUGAUCAUGAAUGAAAAAUCACUUGAUGAAAUCAAUUAUUAAUUGUAAUUAAUAGAUUGUUGA
Messenger RNA from Paramecium tetraurelia, 921 nucleotides. RefSeq lists its product as uncharacterized. The record is from RefSeq and is a predicted model, not a curated record. NCBI's taxonomy places the organism in Eukaryota, Ciliophora, Oligohymenophorea, Peniculida, Parameciidae. The transcript is spliced from 5 exons.